Pseudovirgaria hyperparasitica is the source of this 1865-nucleotide messenger RNA. RefSeq lists its product as uncharacterized. The transcript has 2 exons. The record is from RefSeq and is a predicted model, not a curated record. NCBI's taxonomy places the organism in Eukaryota, Fungi, Ascomycota, Dothideomycetes, Acrospermales, Acrospermaceae. Gene Ontology annotation, biological process: regulation of transcription by RNA polymerase II. Gene Ontology annotation, molecular function: DNA-binding transcription activator activity, RNA polymerase II-specific. The coding region runs from base 139 to 1647 and encodes 502 amino acids.
CAAUCCCGGUAUUUGGAAAUCUGAUAUCGAAGUCUGUCUUGUUAGCUGCCUGUGUACGGAAUUCAAGAAAGUAGUGCGACACCACGUAAAGUGGUCAGUCAUCAAACUCAGUCGUCACUGACAUCUUCCCACUCACCGAUGCCUCCUUUAUCCAAAACUGUCGAUUAUCUGCAAUACGAUGACCAGCAUCGGGUGUUGAUCUGUACGAAAUGUUCAUAUGCCAUCCAGAAAAGCGCAAUUGAUAGCCAUCUGCUUCGGCAUAAGAUCUAUCGUGCUGCGAGGCACGAACUCGUCCGCGCUGCAUCACAAUUAGACAUCUUAGAGCCGGAAGAUGUUUCCCUGCCCACGCCUGGCAGUGGUCCCAUUGUAGGCUUGUCAAUCAUCGAUGGAUACAAAUGUGCAUCGCCAAGAUGUGGAAGCUUGUUCGCCAGCGUCAAACGUAUGAGACGUCAUUGGACUGAAGAUCACAACAAUGUACAGGUUCCACAAGAAUUCGCCUUGUCCGUGCAGCUGCAGACAUUCUUCCGUGGUACCAAGUUGAAGUACUUCCAGGUUGACUCCCUGUCCAUGAUGAAUCCAAAGGAACAAGAUUCACCCUCUGGAAGCGCUAGCCGCCCAAAGCUUCCAAACGAUGUGAACCUAGAUCAUAUCAAUGAUUUCCAUCAUUACAACAUUCAUACAAGUAACAGUAUGCCCGCCGUUUCUUGGGUAAAGGAUCUUCCUGCGCAAGCACUAUAUACACCAAUACUGAUGAAUGGGAUGCUUGCCAUCGCAGUGGCCCAUAAGAUACUGAUCGAGUCAGACCUGGGCCUCAACACGGAAUUAGAGCUCUUUCGAUACUACUCCUACUACGUUACCAUACAGAACAGACAAGACGACGAUACUGACGCAACAAGGAUGCAAACCAUGAAGAAGCUCAGAGCACUUUGCAUGCUUUGCUCCUGGUCCGUCGAUACUAUUACAGUUCCAUCCACGAAACGCAUGGUGAUGCCGACUGUAGACGUCCUAUCUAUCAUUACGUGUAUGGAAGACAUGAUUGGAGAACCCACGAUCUCGAAUGCGAAGGCCGGGCACCUGUUUCCUCUCACCGCAAUCCUCGAGACCGUGACUUCAAUUGAAGAUCCUGUAUACGCGACUCUCAGCGUUCGAAAUGUGGACUGCAAUUUUGCAGACUCCCACCCCAUCGGAUUUUCUACAUCAACUCUCAACAAGGUCUCUUCACGUGAAGAUAUACCUCCGGCCAUAGCAAGAUCCAUUGGCAGUCUUCCAAUGCGUAUGCGAGAGGUUUUUGGGAAGCCGAGCGAGAUCAAGGACGUCUUGGCUUCGCUGUCCGCCAUAAAUGCACUUGAGGAAUGCAUAGCCCUCUACUUCACUUGCCAAGGGGAAGAUCAUCAUGUAGCAUGGCAGGCUCUGUUAUCGUGGAUUGGCAGAAUGUCUAUGCACUUCCGAAACUUGCUCGCCAAAAACAACCCAGCCGCACUGGUUAUAUUCACGCAUUGGUUAUUGCUUGUCAGACUGGCAGAAAAACAUUACUGGUUUCUCAAAGGGUUGGCUUCGUCAUUGUUGGCCGCCGUUGAGGAGCACCUGGGGGCUCUGAGUCCGGCACAUCAACUCAUUGAGUCCGUGAUCACCCUGAUUAUCACAUGAAUGGGUAAUUGGACAUGCACAAAUGUCUACUGUGCGUCUGCAUAGCAUCCAUAUACAGACCGGGGACAUAAUACAAAGACUACUAGUAAGGUUCUGCUGAAGAUGUCUCCAAUGCCGAGGAGUCACUUGGGAUGGGAGUCGAGGACAACGAACGCAAUACACAACUCAUACUAGCCGCGAGGAACCAAGACAAGGAUACAGACAAGAACUUGUCAGGC